AUGAGAGUUUUUCUGUGUUUAAUUAUUAGUCUAACCAUUUUCAAGGUUGGUGUUUCGCAAGUUAUUGCACCCCGAAUAAAUACGGAUGUAAUGGCUGCUAUUGAAAUGAAUCUGAGAAAUGGUAGUGUAUCACAAAUUAUUUCACCCAGAACCAACACUGAUGAUGUAUUGGAAAAUAUUGUAAAGGAUUUGAAGGAUGAAGAAGUUGAUAUUCAAUACCAACAAUUCCAAUCUAGAAAUGAUGCUAUUGAUUUAGAUUUAUUUGCAACUGAUUUUGAAUUAUUAACUUUAAAAGAAAAGGAAGCACUUGAAAGAAUUAGAAGAUAUGAAGAAGAUGAUUAUCAAGAUUUGGAAUCAUCAUUGAUUGGUAAUUCAACUGUAACUGCUCAAAAGGCUUAUGAUUAUACUGUGGUGAAAGAUUUAGAUGAUAAUAGUGGAUUUGGAGAUGUUUCAAAUUAUACAUUAUCCAAACGAGAUAAGUUUAAUGACAAAAUGUUGAGACAUAUACUUGAAAUCAAUCCUCGAUUUCUUGUUUAUUUUGCUGAUACUAAAACUCAUUUAGGUCCCGAUAAUAAAAUAAUGUAUGGAACCAAGGAAGAAACUAUAGCAAAGAUGGAUAGAGGUGAAGAUCUUGUGUUUGUUGAAAUUAAUUUGAAUGAAACCAAUCAAUUUUAUGAUCGUAGACUUCCAGCAACUAGUUGUUUAUUAUUCCCAACUGGUAGAGGAUCAGGAUCAGUUUCAUUUGAUUAUAGUAAUGAUAUCACCAUGAAUGGAUAUUUUAAACCCAAAAUUGAGUAUCCUAUUUUUGAUUUUAAAUAUCUUUAUAAUAUCACAUCAUAUAAACUUGCAGUUAGUUAUACUAUGGGAUUUUCAGCAUCAAGAUCAGUUUCAAUUUCGGGUGCUCAUAGUUGUGAUACUGAUGAUGGUGAUGGUGUACGUUUAUUUUAUGAACCAAGUGUUGUGGAAGUAAAAGCAAGAACAAGAAAUAUUAUAUUUACCGCUAUUAAAAAUCUUAUCCAUCGUGAGGAAUGGCAAGAAUUGAAAAACUUUCGUUAUAUGGCUGAUUCACAACCGACUUUUUAUUGUGCUACAUCAGAUAAAGUUGAUUUAAACUGUAGUACCACUAUUGGUGAAAAAAUAUAUGUGAAUAAUUCAAAUGUUGUAUAUGAACAAUAUCUGCAUACUAAUUCACAUGAAUUUACAUUUAAUGAUGAAUAG
Messenger RNA from Scheffersomyces coipomensis, 1218 nucleotides. RefSeq lists its product as uncharacterized. The record is from RefSeq and is a predicted model, not a curated record. The coding region runs from base 1 to 1218 and encodes 405 amino acids. NCBI's taxonomy places the organism in Eukaryota, Fungi, Ascomycota, Pichiomycetes, Serinales, Debaryomycetaceae. The transcript has a single exon.